Molecule: messenger RNA, 3771 nt
Organism: Magallana angulata
Lineage: Eukaryota; Metazoa; Mollusca; Bivalvia; Ostreida; Ostreidae
Product: von Willebrand factor D and EGF domain-containing protein-like
Exons: 18
Coding region: 1-3354 (1117 amino acids)
Source: RefSeq, a predicted model, not a curated record
AUGUAUCAAACUGACUGCUUUAUAAUUUUGGCUGUCAUCUGCACACUGUUGAAAGGUUUUGAUUCAGAGCCUUGCUCAUCUUAUACGCUUAUCAGUGGACAAUACAAGCGGUCGAUUGCUUACACAAUAAAGUCAACAGACAUUGCUGUUAGUGACAACUUCCUGUCUGAAGGAUGGUAUCGAUUUGACAGCGGUGCUGGAAAUGAUAUGGUAACACAGGCACCUACAGUGACACAGUGUGGUACUAUAUACCCAAUAUGGAUGCAAGGUACAUUGCCUACUGAUAUUGAUGGUGAAGUUACAAGAAUUGCAUGUAUUGUAUCAUUUUUGGGACAAUGUUCGACACAACUCACGAUCAGGGUAAAAAGCUGUGCUGGAUAUAGGGUAUAUUAUUUGGUAAAGCCUCCACAAACAUCGACGGGAUAUUGCAUAGGAACAGAAUCACCGUGUCCAGUUGGACAGACAUCAAACACUAGCUUUACUCCUUGUGAAGAUAUGCCUCCGAUAAGCACAAUUCCUUCCGUAAACGUAUCUUUGGAAUAUUCGGACACACCAGGUAUUAAACCAGUGGAACCUGUGUUUAAGUGUCUGUUUGAUGAACCCGAUGGUGGUCCAUUCUGGUACGAUACCUACUGGUAUAUCAAUACAGACCUUGUCAAAGUAGUAGAGUCUCAGCUUUCUAUGAGCAACCAAAGCUGGCUGUACCCCAAAGACUGGGUGGACAUGUAUAAUUUGAACAUGGUGGUAAAAUGUUCAGUACGAGGUCGAUAUUCUGAAAUUAGUACUCCUGGUCAUCACAAUUAUAGUGAUGAUUUCCUAGCCGGGUUGUUUCCCUCCUCAUUUUCAUAUGGUGUCAAAGAAGGAGAAACACUUAAUUUGACAGUUACGGUCCCAGUGGGAUGCUUUGGUGAAGACUUCCGAGAACUUUGUAAGGCUAGCAUUUAUAUUCUUACCCCCACGUAUCAAUCUUCUGCAAGCUCAUGUCAAAAUUUUAGUAAUCAGGGUGAAGUAUCUUUCGACGAAAACGGAUGUGGUAUUCUAAUUGAGAGCUCUACCUGGUGGGAGGAAAAGGUUCUCAAGGUUACGGGGAAAACGGACGGGCUCAUCAAUGUGAGGGAUCGAGACGUGUUUAUUAGGUUAGGUACUAGGACAACAAAGACUGCAGAAGAUUUAUCAGGUGUAUGGAACAAUUUAACCAUGCCUGAUAUAAGGAUAUUUCUUCACGACGAGGACAAAAAAUUAGCAAACAUGCUUUGCUAUGCAAAUACUGAUCCCAGAAUGCAGACCUUUGAUGGAACACCAUGGAGUGCUUAUUUGGCAGGGGAAUUUGUAAUGUACAGAGACAGACAGAGACUCAUAUCUGUCCACGCUCUUUUUUCAUCUUGCAUAUGGGGUGGACAAGGAUUUUGUGGUUGCGGAAUUGCUGUCCGAGUGGAGAACUCUCUGUUUGCAUAUCGUACAUGUCAAGAAAUAUCCAACAGUUAUAGUAAACCUCUUGUCCAUCAUGACACCGUGUAUCAUAUCUGUGACGAUCGUCACAUGGUAGUAGACAUAGGAAACCCAUGGACAAAGAUAAUUCUUCCAAAUGGAGCUAUUGUGGAAUAUCAAAUAGGACAAGAUUGGCUUUAUAACAUCCAUAUUACACCUUCCAUCUUUGAUGAGGACAAUGUUGAGGGGUUGUGUGGAAACCCAAAUGGUGAUACUACAGACGAUUUCAUACCUCAAGGAUCAUCAUUUCCCACUGAUAAUUUCCCAAUCUUUCAAGACAGUUGGAGAAUCGAUAUAAAUUCAACAGAGAGCCUUUUUGGGGUUUCUACAGUGUUUAACAUUAGUUACUUCGAGUUGCAAAAAUACUGUGACUGUGCAGACGAAUUUUCACAGACUAAUGCCGAUGAUCUCUUCUCUGAUUUCUACGCAGCAAACUGUUCUAUAACUACAGAAGCUAUCUUGUGUUCUGAGAAAACAACUUUUCAAAGUUUUACAUCAACGUGCAGGCAAUACCAAAAUCGAUAUAAACGAGAUGUCAAUGAGAUGGAUUUUGAACAUCAAAUUGAAAAAAGAAGUGUAGAUAGUGACGAUAUCAUUGAAGUUGCACCUUUGACCAUAGAUCCAAAUUUUGAUCCAAACGUUAUUCCCCCAACACCUUCGUGGAAAAAUGGUUGGAAUGAAUCGUCAGCUCGUGCAUACUGCGAGAACAUCAUUCUCAAUAACCAGGCCCGUAUUAGUUGCCAAACUUACGUCCCGAUGGAAAAAUCAACUGAUAUAUCGUUAACACAGUGUAUGGAGGAUAUAAGGGAUAGUGGAACAACAGAAUUUUCGAAAUACACCUUGGAAUCUCUGAACAAGUUUUGUUUUGACCAAAUUAAAAAGCAUGAAAAAUAUCACAUCAAAAAUGACACUGAAGAAGGUUCUGUCGUAGAUAUAAUCGGAAAGCUAGUUUGCCCUAAUGACUGUUCCGCCAACGGAAUCUGCAAUGAAGGCCAGUGCAAGUGCUUCAGUUCCUAUAUUGGAGCCGACUGUUCACUCACUCACUCAACACCACCUACAAAUGCAACCUUGCCGGAGAGCGGAUUAUGCAGAACUAGCAAACGAGCAUGUGCGAAGACAAACAUAUAUGGGUUUUUUCAGUCAGAUGUUGUAUAUGUUAAGUUGGAGGAAUUCGAGAUAACAGAUUUGGGGAGGACAAAUACGCUAUCAACAGAAAUCGUUCCAGCAACACCUUCAAGUCCUACUAUUUUAAGAAUCGACUUUCCAACUCCCAGUCGUAAAAAAAGAUCCUCCUCAGGAUAUACAUAUGGACGCGGUUUUCAGAUUAGUUUAUCUUAUGAUGAAAUACACUUCAGUGAAUCUAUGACAGUUAUCAUAUACAAUGACGCAUGUUACAGUUGUAGUGCUUCAACACUAACAUGUAAUGUAACGUCAACAUGUGAGGAAUCCAUAACAAAGAACAACACAGACAUACAGUCAACCACAGUGCAUGGACAAAAUGUCGACCAAUUUUCUGAUGGUUCAAGCACUCCGCAAUCCGCCCCGUCGGAAGAUAGUAAAAUUCCACUAGCCUUGACCAUCAGCCUUUGUAUAAUUUCUGUGAUUAUCCUUGGCGUAGUAUGUGUCUUACUAUAUCUAAAGCUAAAACCGAAUACUCAGUUAAGCCCAGCUAUAAAUUACAUAAAAAACCAACCACCUGAAUGUGGACAACCCCCAAUUCAACACUACGAGACCUUGAAAUAUGACCGUAACAUUUCCCCGCCUCCUGAUUACGAGUUUCCCAGUCCACCAGUUGCAGACACCUUUAAAGCCAAACCAGACAGCAGACCAAAGACAGCUUCUAGUCUUGUUAUUUCUUUUAAUUAGAUACCAAAUACACUAAAUGAAGUCACAUCUGAAACAAAAUAACAACAUACCAGUAGAUGUCAAAAGAGUUUUGAAUCUUAAACCGAGUCGUCCUUUUAUUGGAUAUACAUGAAAAAAAACAUAACUAAGUUUCAGCAACAUUUUUUGAGUAAUCUUUAGAAUGUUAGGACAAUAUAAUAAGACAAAGUUGUAGAAGCGUAUAAUUAAAAGUCUUAUUAGUUGAUGUAUUCUUUUGUGACUGUUUUAUUUUUUAUCGCUUAGAUAGGUUUUAUAGCUUGAACUUUUUUACUCUUACAUAUGUAUAUGUUGGAGUGAUAUUAAUAUGAAACUGAUUUUCUAAUCUUUUUUUCCCUUAAGCUCUUAGACAUUAUUGUAUUUCCUUUAACAUAUCGAUAUCAUUCUGAAUGUAGUAGCACU